This is a messenger RNA of Salvelinus fontinalis (brook trout), 9371 nucleotides long. RefSeq names its product DNA-directed RNA polymerase II subunit RPB1. Gene Ontology annotation, molecular function: DNA binding. Bases 242 to 6145 code for a protein of 1967 amino acids. The record is from RefSeq and is a predicted model, not a curated record. Gene Ontology annotation, cellular component: RNA polymerase II, core complex. Lineage: Eukaryota; Metazoa; Chordata; Actinopteri; Salmoniformes; Salmonidae. The transcript has 28 exons. Gene Ontology annotation, biological process: transcription by RNA polymerase II.
AGCGCGCUGGAGUGUAGAUCAGAAAAAGAAAGGGGGACAGCUGGUAGUCAUAGUGGAUAGGAGUAAAUAGUAAAUAAAUAGACUCCUAAGGCAGUAAACAACGUGGGUUCUCAGGAUAUCGCUUUCGGAGACAUUCCGGUCACCGUUGGCGGUUUGGCCAGAGUCCUGGUGACAAUUUAAAGCUAUUCCUUCUUACAAAAGCGGCGUGCCGAGGGAGGACGCGUCUCUUUGAAUAGACAGGAUGCACGGACCGCCCUCCGGCGACAGCGCAUGCCCAUUGCGCCUCAUCAAGAGAGUGCAAUUCGGCAUCAUCAGCCCAGAUGAGCUUAAACGGAUGUCUGUCACAGAAGGGGGAAUCAAGUAUCCCGAGACCACAGAAGGAGGGCGUCCCAAACUCGGUGGGCUGAUGGACCCCAGACAAGGGGUCAUCGAACGAUCCGGAAGGUGUCAAACAUGUGCAGGUAACAUGACAGAAUGCCCAGGCCACUUCGGCCACAUAGAGCUGGCGAAGCCUGUGUUCCACGUGGGCUUUGUCAACAAGAUCAUGAAGGUCCUCCGGUGUGUCUGCUACUCCUGCUCCAAGCUGCUGGUUGACACGAAUAAUCCAAAGAUCAAAGACAUCCUGCAGAAGUCCAAGGGGCAGCCCAGGAAGCGUUUGACCCACGUGUAUGACUUGUGUAAAGGCAAGAACAUCUGCGAGGGCGGAGAGGAGAUGGAUAACAAGUUUGGAGUGGAGCACGACAGUGAGGACAUAACUAAGGAAAAGGGCCAUGGUGGCUGCGGGCGCUACCAGCCGCGUAUCCGCCGGUCGGGCCUGGAGCUGUACGCUGAGUGGAAGCAUGUGAACGAGGACUCGCAGGAGAAGAAGAUCCUGCUGAGCCCCGAGCGUGUCUACGAGAUCUUCAAACGCAUCUCGGACGAGGAGGACGUCAUCCUGGGCCUUGAUCCCAAGUUCUCCCGGCCCGAGUGGAUGAUUGUCACGGUACUCCCUGUGCCGCCGCUAGCUGUUCGGCCCGCCGUUGUCAUGCAAGGCUCCGCCCGUAACCAGGACGACUUGACACACAAGCUGGCCGACAUAGUCAAGAUCAACAACCAGCUGCGGCGGAACGAGCAGAGCGGCGCGGCGGCCCACGUCAUUGCUGAGGACGUGAAGCUGCUGCAGUUCCACGUGGCCACCAUGGUGGACAACGAGCUGCCAGGCCUGCCCAGGGCAAUGCAAAAAUCGGGCCGCCCGCUCAAAUCCUUAAAACAGCGUCUGAAGGGGAAGGAGGGACGAGUCCGAGGUAACCUGAUGGGGAAACGUGUGGACUUCUCCGCCCGAACCGUCAUCACCCCCGACCCCAACCUGCAGAUCGACCAAGUGGGGGUCCCGCGCUCAAUCGCCGCCAACAUGACUUUCCCAGAAAUCGUCACACCCUUUAACAUUGACAGGUUACAGGAGCUGGUGCGCAGAGGCAACAGCCAGUAUCCAGGAGCCAAAUAUAUCAUCCGAGACAACGGGGACAGAAUCGACCUGCGGUUCCACCCCAAACCAAGUGACCUUCACCUCCAGAUCGGCUACAAGGUGGAAAGACAUAUGUGCGACGGUGACAUCAUCAUCUUCAACAGACAGCCCACUUUACAUAAAAUGUCUAUGAUGGGGCACAGAGUCCGAAUCCUUCCCUGGUCCACCUUCCGAAUGAACCUCAGUGUAACCACUCCGUACAAUGCUGACUUUGAUGGGGAUGAGAUGAACCUGCAUCUCCCUCAGUCCCUGGAAACGAGAGCUGAGAUCCAGGAGCUUGCCAUGGUGCCUCGUAUGAUCGUCACCCCCCAGUCCAACAGGCCCGUCAUGGGCAUCGUGCAGGACACACUCACCGCCGUGCGCAAGUUCACCAAAAGGGACGUCUUCCUAGAGCGGGGUGAUGUGAUGAACCUCCUGAUGUUCCUGUCCACUUGGGACGGCAAGGUGCCCCAGCCAGCCAUCCUGAAGCCCCGCCCACUCUGGACUGGCAAGCAGAUCUUCAGCCUUAUCAUCCCGGGCCACAUCAACGCCAUCCGAACACACAGCACCCACCCAGACGAGGAGGACAGUGGGCCCUACAAGCACAUUUCUCCUGGGGACACCAAGGUGAUAGUGGAGAACGGGGAGCUGAUCAUGGGCAUCCUGUGUAAGAAGUCACUGGGUACCUCUGCUGGCUCCCUGGUCCACAUCUGUUUCCUGGAGAUGGGCCACGACGUCACCCGCCUCUUCUACUCCAACAUCCAGACGGUGGUCAACAACUGGCUGCUCAUUGAGGGUGCCUCUAUCGGUAUUGGUGACUCCAUUGCUGAUGCAAAGACAUACCUGGACAUCCAGAACACCAUCAAGAAGGCCAAACAGGAUGUAAUAGAGGUCAUUGAGAAGGCUCACAACAACGAGUUGGAGCCCACCCCUGGCAACACGCUGAGGCAGACCUUCGAGAACCAGGUGAAUCGCAUCCUCAACGACGCCCGUGACAAAACCGGUUCCUCCGCCCAGAAGUCCCUGUCUGAGUACAACAACUUCAAGUCUAUGGUGGUGGCCGGCUCCAAAGGCUCCAAGAUUAACAUCUCUCAGGUUAUUGCGGUGGUGGGGCAGCAGAACGUGGAGGGUAAGCGUAUCCCCUUCGGCUUCAAGCACCGAACGCUCCCCCACUUCAUCAAGGAUGAUUACGGCCCCGAGAGCAGAGGCUUCGUGGAGAACUCGUACCUGGCCGGCCUCACGCCCACAGAGUUCUUCUUCCACGCCAUGGGAGGCAGGGAGGGGCUUAUCGACACGGCUGUGAAGACCGCCGAGACCGGUUACAUCCAGCGUCGUCUGAUCAAGUCCAUGGAGUCUGUGAUGGUGAAGUACGACGCCACGGUGAGGAACUCUAUCAACCAGGUGGUGCAGCUGCGCUACGGAGAGGACGGCCUGGCCGGGGAGGCUGUGGAGUUCCAGAACAUGGCCACGCUCAAGCCCUCCAACAAGGCCUUCGAGAAGAAGUUCAGAUUUGACUGCACCAACGAGCGGGCUCUGAGGCGGACCCUGCAGGAGGACGUGGUGAAGGAUGUGAUGACCAACGCCCAGGUGCAGAGUGCCCUGGAGAGGGAGUAUGAGAAGAUGAAGGAUGACCGGGAGAUUCUGAGGGCCAUCUUCCCCACUGGGGACAGUAAGGUGGUGCUGCCCUGCAACCUGGCCAGGAUGAUCUGGAACGCCCAGAAGAUCUUCAGGAUCAACCCCCGCACCCCCACAGACCUCAACCCCCUACGAGUCGUACAGGGUGUCCAGGAGCUGAGUACGAAGUUGGUGAUUGUGAACGGCGAGGACCACCUGAGCAGACAGGCCCAGCAGAACGCCACGCUGCUCUUCAACAUCCACCUGCGCUCCACGUUGAGCUCCCGACGCAUGACAGACGAGUUCAGACUGAGCACCGAGGCCUACGACUGGCUGCUGGGGGAGAUUGAGUCCAAGUUCAACCAAUCCAUCGCCCAUCCGGGCGAGAUGGUGGGGGCGUUAGCUGCCCAGUCGCUGGGAGAGCCCGCCACCCAGAUGACCCUGAACACCUUCCAUUACGCCGGCGUGUCGGCCAAGAACGUCACCCUGGGCGUGCCGCGUCUCAAGGAGUUGAUCAACAUCUCCAAGCGGCCCAAGACCCCGUCCCUCACCGUGUUCCUGCUGGGCCAGGCGGCCCGCGACGCCGAGAGGGCCAAGGAUAUCCUCUGUCGCCUGGAACACACUACCCUCAGAAAGGUGACGGCCAACACGGCCAUCUACUACGACCCUAACCCCCAGAGUACGGUGGUGACGGAGGACCAGGAGUGGGUCAAUGUCUACUAUGAGAUGCCCGACUUCGACGUGACCCGCAUCUCACCCUGGCUGCUCCGCAUUGAGCUUGACCGCAAACACAUGACUGACCGCAAGCUGACCAUGGAGCAGAUCGCUGAGAAGAUCAAUGCAGGUUUCGGAGACGACCUGAACUGUAUCUUCAAUGACGACAACGCCGAGAAGCUGGUUCUGCGAAUCCGCAUCAUGAACAGCGACGAAAACAAAUUCCACGAGGACGAGGAGGUGGUGGACAAGAUGGACGACGACGUGUUCCUGAGGUGCAUCGAAUCCAACAUGCUGACGGACAUGACGCUGCAGGGCAUCGAGCAGAUCAGCAAGGUGUACAUGCACUUGCCCCAGACUGACAACAAGAAGAAGAUCAUCAUUACGGAGGAGGGAGAGUUCAAGGCCCUGCAAGAGUGGAUCCUGGAGACAGACGGCGUAGGACUGAUGAGGGUCCUCAGCGAGAAGGACGUGGACCCCGUCAGAACCACCUCCAACGACAUCGUAGAGAUCUUCACGGUGCUGGGUAUCGAGGCUGUGCGCAAGGCUCUGGAGAGGGAGUUGAACCACGUCAUCUCCUUUGACGGUUCCUACGUCAACUACCGCCACUUGUCGUUGCUUUGCGACACCAUGACGUGCCGCGGUCACCUGAUGGCCAUCACGCGUCACGGCAUCAACAGACAGGACACGGGACCCCUCAUGAAGUGCUCCUUUGAGGAGACUGUGGAUGUGCUGAUGGAGGCGUCGUCCCACGGGGAGAGUGACCCCAUGAAGGGUGUGUCUGAGAACAUCAUGCUGGGCCAGCUGGCCCCCUGCGGGACGGGCUGCUUCGACCUGCUGCUGGAUGCUGAGAAGUGCAAAUACGGCAUGGAGAUCCCAACCAACAUCCCUGGCAUUAGCGUGGCUGGACCCACCGGAAUGUUCUUUGGCUCUGCGCCCAGUCCCAUGAGUGGCAUGUCUCCAGCCAUGACCCCCUGGAACACUGGAGCCACCCCCGCCUACGGUGCCUGGUCCCCCAGCAUCGGCAGCGGGAUGACCCCUGGAGCUGCAGGCUUUUCUCCCAGCGCAGCGUCCGACGCCAGUGGCUUCUCUCCGGGCUACUCCCCGGCCUGGUCCCCUACCCCUGGAUCUCCUGGGUCCCCUGGACCAGCCAGCCCCUAUAUCCCCUCUCCAGGGGGUGCCAUGUCUCCCAACUACUCCCCCACCUCCCCGGCCUACGAGCCCCGCUCUCCUGGGGGAUAUACCCCGCAAAGCCCGGGCUACUCCCCAACGUCCCCCUCCUACUCCCCCACCUCCCCCUCUUACUCCCCCACCAGCCCCAACUACAGCCCCACCUCACCCUCCUAUUCACCCACCUCCCCCAGCUACUCCCCGACCUCCCCCUCAUACUCCCCUACGUCCCCCAGUUACUCUCCUACCUCCCCAUCUUACUCACCCACCUCACCCUCUUACUCCCCCACAUCUCCCUCCUACUCCCCUACCUCCCCCAGCUACAGCCCCACGUCUCCAAGCUACAGCCCCACAUCGCCUAGCUACUCCCCCACCUCACCCUCUUACUCUCCCACCUCCCCCUCCUAUUCACCCACUUCACCCUCCUACUCCCCUACCUCCCCCUCCUAUUCCCCUACCUCCCCCUCUUACUCCCCCACCUCUCCAAGCUACAGCCCCUCUUCACCCAACUACACCCCAACAUCGCCCAGUUACUCUCCCACCUCCCCCUCUUACUCUCCCACCUCCCCCUCCUACUCCCCCACCUCCCCCAAUUACACCCCCACCAGCCCCAACUACUCCCCCACCUCCCCCUCUUAUUCUCCCACCUCUCCAUCCUACUCUCCCUCUAGCCCGCGCUUCACCCCCCAGUCUCCCAACUACACCCCCAGCUCUCCCUCCUACAGCCCCAGCUCUCCUUCCUACUCACCCACCUCCCCCAAAUACACACCUACGUCCCCCUCUUACUCGCCCAGCUCUCCAGAGUACACCCCCACCUCCCCCAAAUACUCCCCCACCUCGCCCAAGUACUCCCCGACCUCUCCCAAAUACUCACCCACCUCCCCGACUUACUCCCCGACGACCCCCAAGUACAGCCCCACCUCGCCCACCUACUCCCCCACCUCGCCCACCUACACCCCCACCAGCCCCAAGUACUCCCCCACCUCCCCAACAUAUUCCCCAACCUCACCCAAAUACUCUCCCACCUCCCCCACCUACUCGCCCACUAGCCCCAAAGGGUCCACCUACAGCCCCCUGUCUCCGGGCUACAGCAACCCCUCGCCCAGCUUCACCCUCACCAGCCCGGCCAUCAGCCCAGAUGACAGUGACGAGGAGAACAACUGAGGGAGCCAGGAGGAAGAGAGGGGGCUGAGGAGCCUCUCCCUGCCCUACUCAAAGCCCCUGGACUGGGGCUGUAAUACUGAAGGAUAGCCCCUCUGCUGGUAGUGCCGGUGGUGUGGCCUGGAGAGUCAUGACAAAGAAAAACCCUGGGGGUCCCACUUGUGAAUUUCUUUUAUUUUGGGGACCCUCCCUCAGACCACUGUACCCCAGCCUCUUCCAUCUCGGGGGAGGGCCCCCUAAAAUAUUUACUACUAUGUAUUUGAUAGACUUGAACUGUUUAGCAAGGGGAAAAGGCUGCCUUUUGAACUACACGUUUUGUUUUUUAAUGUUCACGCGGGUGUUGAAGCAGAGUUAAGAACUUAGGAGAAAGCAGAGGAAGAGCGAUGUGGUUACCACAUUGACAAAAACGUCCCUCUUUUCGCACCCACCCCCCUGUUUACCUGCACCCAGUCUUUCUCUCUGACCUCUUCAGUGUUGGAUGUGUAGUUGUACGGGGGAGCUCGAGUAUUGCCAAAAGCCUUUGAAAAGCUACCAGUGGAAUGUAUUUAUCUCCUUAAAAAGCUUUUAAGCUUCCCCAAAAAAAAGAGAACCUAGAGGACUUGAGCUGAUUCUUUAUUGCAUAUUUUACUAAAACGUACAUAAUCUUUAGUAGAUUUUUUUCUAAAUGUAAAGGUGUUGCUGCCAGUUUUGGUUGGAAGGAAGAAGUUGAGCGGAUUUUUUUUUUUAUAUCAGAAGACAGGCCAGAGUUGAAGGAGAUGAGUUGACCGGAAUUGGAUUGAACAGAAUUGAAACACUAUUACUAAUCUGCAGUUCAGAACAGUGGAAUUCAAGUAGUACUAGAGUGGGUUGCCUGAAUACUGCAGGUGAAAAGGAGUAGUUGUAUUCCUUGCAGCGCUUAGUACAGGGCUGCAAAUUAAGAUCGCCUAGGACGGGAGAGGGUCAGGUCAUAGAUGCUGAGAGAGAGACUGGUGUACAGGGCAAAAUAUGCUUUCCGUGGAGAUGUCAUUGCCAUUUUUGUAACACCUCCACGACGUUCCAUAUAACCCUUUCUCCCCUCAACCAUCCCCCACCUAAAGUCAUGCCUGAAAGAUGUUAAAACACCCACCAGCAUCCCUGUACCCUUCACCGUUAGAUGAGUUGUGUACAACAGCAAAAAGCAGAUUUUUUUUUUUUUUCAGCAAACCACUUUUUUAAAACACUGGUAAAAUUGGGUUUAUGGAAGACUUAGUAAUAAUAUCUGACAAUUAUCAUUCUGUUUUAAGAGAGAAUGGAGUGUUUCUGGGUGGAUGGGGGAUACUAGUUGUUUGGCGUCGCUGCUUUUGUCAUUGUUUAUGCAUGAGUAGCAACCUGUUAAUACAUUUUAAUCUUCCCGUUUUAAGUUGAAGAUCUCUUAUUUGAAAUCCCUCCCACCUUAAAAUAAUACUUGUUCCAUAAUUCUAAUUAGCAAAUGUAAAUGAGUUCUCUACUUUGUUUGGACUCGCUCAUAAAAUGUAUUUAAGAGGGAAAAAUACUACUAUUCGUCUGUGUGAAUAAGAAUGGAGAAAUUUAGAUUCAAUUGUUUUGUUUUUCUAUUUCCUGUUUUUUGUUGCUUCUGGUGACUUUGUAAGAGCUGUUUGCAAAGAGGGUCUGUGUUCAGGUACUUUGGAUGAAGGGGCACGGGACGGAGGGGAGUAAGUUAAGUUUCCCCGUUAUCUCUUUUCCAUUCUGUUUCCCAAUGGCUUUGUUAAGUUUCUGCCAUUCCGGCUCGAAGUUGGGCCAAGAUGGCCACCGCAUUCUCAUUUAAAGGGGAAAUCAGCAGUUGCUACCUCCAUUUUUGGAUACAUAAAUUGAUAUAUACCCAUUGAUUCUUGAAGAAUAUAACUUAAAAAUAAAUUCUGCGUUUGCUAAGUUCAACUGUCGUACCCCAUCAGAACCCAAAAUAUAAAACUUAACAUUGUAAACAUACACUCUAUAGCCUUAACAUGAUUAGAACUAAUUUUGGUGGUCAGUCCUUGCAUCCAUUUCUGUCUUUGAAUUUGAGUGGUUACGUUUCUCCAGCCCCAUCCCCCAGCUUUUUACCGAAACGGUGGUGGGGAGGACGCUUUGUUUCAACUGCUGAUUGCUGCUUUAAGAUGUAAAAAGGAAAAUGUUGCAUGCAGUCCAUUUGUGACUCUUCAUAGUCUACUGUAAAUGUUACUGCUAAGUGGCUAUACUACGGUUCAGGCAGAAAAUUCUAAGUUCAGGUUGACAAGACAGGUUCAUGUUUAGUGUUUGUCAGUUACGCUCUUGGACACUGGAGGGCGACUUAAACCCUCGUUUGGGUUAACAAACCUCUCGAAGUUUCAGUUCAGUCAUUUUAAGAGACCAGACAUUUCAGAGCACUUUUGGCCUCUAACCCUCUACCCACUACAUUAGUGUGACAGUGAAUCCUUGAAGAUUAUGAAACCCGCCAAGCAUAGACACACUUUGCAUUUACUUCCAGGUGCUCUUACACUUUACUAGGCCUAGUUUGAUGAAGGUGAUGAGUGUUUGAUUCUCGUGCCUGUUUGAUUAUGGAACACGGAUACUCCAUCCAUGCAAUACGACAAGUUUCCCCCCCCCCCCCCCCCCCCCGACUUUUGAUUGGACUAGCUGGGUCUCCUCCCUCCCCUUGUUCAUCCACAAGUGAUCCUGAUUGUUUUUGAAAUUGGUGUUUGUCCUUUUUCUACUAGUGUACGUACCUGUGAUUGGGAAUCUCGUGGGGUGGGGGGGGGGGGGGGAUUCUAUCCCUGUAGAAUUCCAUGAUGGGACUGGAACUUGGAUGUGUUCUGAAUUUGUCACGAUUUUUAUCCGGUUCGCGGUCGGGAACGUGUUUGGUACAACUUGCCCUGUCUACCAAAUGUGUUUUCAACAGAAGUGAUUUUGAAUUGACUGGACUGUACCACCUGCAAUGAAUACAAGUGUUGGCAAUGCACUGUUGAAAUUCAUGCAGUUGGUCUCUUCCAUCAUCGCCUCAUGACAUGGUGACUUUGUCUACUACCACCAUAUCCCAUUGAUUUACCUGUGUGGUCCAGUCAAUUCAACAUACCAGGACUCCCAUGUGUGCGUCAAAAGAGGGUUUUCUUGAGUUGUAUGACUGGGCAGCGUGUCUUGGGAGUCAGAAUGUUUAAAUUAAAAACUAAUUUCCACUGUAUAGAUAUCAAUCCAAUAUCUCAUUCUCUGUAUCUUUUGUUUUUUUUUGACUUGAGAAAAAAAUAAAAGUUUUACUACA